Messenger RNA from Symbiodinium pilosum, 321 nucleotides. The record is from the annotation of a GenBank genome assembly. Lineage: Eukaryota; Dinophyceae; Suessiales; Symbiodiniaceae.
AUGCGACCUAGCAUCAUGAGAGGAAUUAUCCUCGCUAUUUGCCUGGCCCUGGGCGCUGGCACCGGCGCAUUGCCACCUUGGUGGAUCUUGAACAACGUCAAGCCGGAAGGUGAACCGCAGAGCAUGGGCAGCUACACCAUCAUUACCUUCUCAGAGGCACAGCAGAAACGCUUUGCAAUUGACUCGCACGGCGAGCCGACCGACCGCUCCAAGUUCCAUGCCGCGCUCAAGGCGCUGAAGGAAGAGAGGAUGCAGGGAAGGCACACGACGGGCGAGACGGAGGCCCUGCGGCCGACCGUGACGCCUCGCUUGCUCGUCUAA